Stomoxys calcitrans (stable fly) is the source of this 2247-nucleotide messenger RNA. It is a transcript of the gene Pgi, whose product is annotated as glucose-6-phosphate isomerase. The coding region runs from base 182 to 1861 and encodes 559 amino acids. Gene Ontology annotation, biological process: glycolytic process; gluconeogenesis; glucose 6-phosphate metabolic process. The record is from RefSeq and is a predicted model, not a curated record. Gene Ontology annotation, molecular function: glucose-6-phosphate isomerase activity; carbohydrate derivative binding; monosaccharide binding. Gene Ontology annotation, cellular component: cytosol. NCBI's taxonomy places the organism in Eukaryota, Metazoa, Arthropoda, Insecta, Diptera, Muscidae. The transcript is spliced from 5 exons.
CAUUGAGCAUAUUCUGUAUAAAAGGUUGCUUGCUAGCUGGAGUUAUUUUCAAAAACUGCAUUUCUAUUUCAUUUAUUGUUUCAUACGCUUUGAUCGCGCAUUGCAUCAUUAAUUUCACUUUUCCACUUUUCAUUGGGUAAUAUAUUUUUAUUCUCCUGUGCAUAACAAAUUAAAAGGGGAAAUGGCCGGACCACUACCACUGUUAACCACCGAACCAGUAUACAAGAAAUUGCAAGUACAUUACAAAGAGAAUGGUGAAAAAAUUUGUAUCAAGGAACUUUUCGAUAAAGAUCCUGAACGCUUCAAGAAAUUCAGUUUACGCAUUAGUACACCCAACGAUGGAGAUAUUCUGUUGGAUUACUCCAAAAAUCGCAUAACACCUGAAGAAUGGAACCUUUUACUGGAAUUGGCCAAGGCAAGGCACGUUGGAGAGGCGCGUGAUGCUAUGAUGUCUGGGCAGGCCAUUAAUAUAACAGAGAAUCGUGCAGUAUUGCAUAUUGCUUUGCGUAAUCGCGGAGAAGAGGCAAUUUUGGUAGAUGGAAAGAAUGUCAUGCCUGACGUUCGUGCUGAAUUGACCCAUAUGAAGGAAUUUACCAACCAGGUACUUUCCGGAGUAUGGCGGGGAUUUACAGGAAAACAAAUUACAGAUGUUGUAAACAUUGGUAUUGGAGGCUCGGAUUUAGGUCCGCUUAUGGUUACUGAGGCAUUAAAGCCAUAUUGCAAAGGUUUACGUUCCCAUUUCGUUUCCAAUAUUGACGGAACACACAUGGCCGAGGUCUUGAACAAGGUCAACUAUGAAAGCACUUUGUUUAUCAUAGCAUCGAAAACAUUCACUACGCAAGAAACUAUCACAAAUGCAACAUCAGCUAAAAACUGGUUGUUGGAUAAAACAAAAGACCCCGCUGCAGUUGCAAAGCACUUUGUGGCCCUAUCAACUAAUAAAGAAAAAGUCACAGAAUUUGGUAUAGACAGCAAGAAUAUGUUUGGAUUCUGGGACUGGGUAGGAGGACGUUACUCGUUGUGGUCAGCAAUUGGUUUGUCAAUUUGCCUAUCGAUUGGUUUUGAGAAUUUCGAACAACUCCUUGAAGGUGCUCAUUUCAUGGACAACCAUUUUAAGACUGCACCAUUUGAGCAGAAUGCUCCCGUUAUUUUGGCUAUGUUGGGAAUAUGGUAUUCGAAUUUCUAUAAUGCGGAAACACACGCAAUUCUACCCUACGAUCAAUAUCUGCAUCGAUUUGCAGCCUAUUUCCAACAAGGUGAUAUGGAAAGUAAUGGAAAGUUCGUUACAAAAACAGGUUCCAAAGUAGUCGAUUACAAUACCGGACCCAUUAUUUGGGGUGAACCUGGAACUAAUGGUCAACAUGCAUUUUAUCAACUGAUACAUCAGGGAACUCGUUUGAUUCCUUGCGAUUUUAUAGCACCUGCACAAACUCACAAUCCAAUUGCCGGUGGCGCUCACCAUAAAAUUUUGCUUGCCAACUUUUUAGCUCAAACAGAAGCAUUAAUGUCGGGAAAAACGUCAGAGCAAGCUAAAGCUGAACUUACUAAGGCUGGUAUGUCUGGUGAAAAACUUGAGCAGCUUUUACCACAUAAGGUAUUUACCGGAAAUCGUCCCACAAAUUCCAUUGUUGUUAAAAAAGUGACACCAUUUAUUUUGGGUGCCCUAAUUGCUAUGUAUGAGCACAAAAUUUUCACUCAAGGAAUUAUUUGGGAUAUUAACUCUUUCGACCAAUGGGGUGUUGAGCUUGGAAAACAGUUGGCCAAAGCAAUUGAACCUGAAUUGGCAAAUAAAGACAACAUCUCCUCACACGACGCCUCGACUAACGGCCUGAUUAAUUUCAUUAAGUCAAACUGGUCUUAAACAACUCAUGCCAUAAGCAUUAUCUGCCAAGUCGGGAAAAAUGCAAGACGAAACAUUUACUGCUUUAAUAGUUCAUCAUUAGUUUGCACAGACCCCGCGCAUAACUAAUUCCUAACAAAAAUUAAUGUUAAGUCCAAAAGGUAGCAUAUGCAAUUUUAGGUGCAUAUGCUCUGAAGUUUACAUGGAAUUUUUAGUUUCAACACAUAUACAUAUAUUUAUUUUCAUUAGAAAUGUUAGAAAUUUGAAUUUCAAAGGCCUAUAACGCCAUGCUAUUUGGCUGCUUAUUGUUGCCAUACAUGAAAACACAUUAUCCAUUUGAUUGUUGAAUACCGUAAUAUGUACAUCAAAAUAAGAAAUAAAAAUAUAUUUGUUAGAUGUUAAAAAUA